AUGCUUCAAGUCUCCUACUCCUUCUUCAAUCAGUUAGGACCAAGUAAGGCAUCCCCGCACACUUGGUUCUUGGUGGGCACUGCAGCCCGGCUUGCACUUGGUUUGGGCCUCCAUACGCCAUCCGCCUAUGACGGUUCAUCGUUCGACGUUCAACAAAGACGCAAACGGAUUUUUUUCUCUAUCUAUAUGAUGGACCGAGUUGUGUCUAUUGCUCUGGGCCGCCCUUUCGCGAUUCAUGACGACGACAUCGAAGUCACGGUACCCCGGAGAGUCAUGCCUACCAAAGACACUAUUGCAGCCGUCUGCCUUGUCCGUCCCGCUCCAUAUACUGCACCUGAGGCAACUCGCAAGCAAGAUUUCUCGUCUCGUCUACAAAAAAAGGAACUUGCAUGCACUUCAAGGCCCGCAGGAUCAUCAUGCCAUUCUAACAUCCCUGCACGAAGAGCUACUACAAUGGCGGCGGAGCAUGCCUUUUCCACUGCCCCAUUCCACCGAGCCCAUCCCGCACCUGCAUACCUUAUGGUACGACUUCAACUACUACACACACUUGGCCAUGAUCUACAGACCUUCUCCGCUGUGUCCGACGCCGAAUGCAGAUGUACUCAAGGUCCUAGAAACGGCAGCUUCCAUGGCCCUGCGCCAAGCGUUUGCGAUGCAACAGCAGCGGCGCUUCGCAUAUAA
Molecule: messenger RNA, 681 nt
Organism: Purpureocillium lilacinum
Lineage: Eukaryota; Fungi; Ascomycota; Sordariomycetes; Hypocreales; Ophiocordycipitaceae
Source: RefSeq, a predicted model, not a curated record